UUAAAACCCCGGCCCAUAAACCCACACAAACUCUUCGUGCUCUGGUAGUUCCCCUCCGAUGGUUUCCGCCACCGCGAGCGACACUGGAAACAGAUCAAUGAACUGAACUGAACUGAACUGAACUGAACCGAACCGAACAGCACUUCCGCCAUCUUCCAAUCACACAGAAACCCUAACCAUGUCCAUAUCCAUGUCACUGUCCUCAGUCCCUGCUCGUCUCACACUCCUCGCCCUCUUCUCCGCCACCACCUUCUAUUGCAUCUACAAAUCUCGCCGCCUACGACACCUCAAAUUCUCGCUCUACCCUAACACUAACACUAAACCUAACCCUAAACCGAAAAUCCUUUUUCUCUCCGAAACCGGCACCUCCAAAGCCCUUGCUUGUCGCCUCCACCGUCUCCUCGCUUCAAACGACAUCGCAUUUGACCUCGUCGAUUCGCAACACUACGAGCCCGAAGACCUCCCAAAAGAAACGCUCCUUCUCCUCAUCGCUUCCACGUGGCAAGACGGAAAGCCUCCUUCGGCUUCUCGAUUCUUCGUCACGUGGCUCGCCGACAGCGCCAACGACUUCCGAGCCGGCUCUUUGCUCCUCUCGCGCUGCAAGUUCGCCGUCUUCGGCGUCGGAAGCCGAGCCUAUGGCGACUCAUUCAACACCGUCGCCAGGGUUCUCGCGAAGCAUAUGAGGGCGCUUGGCGCCGCGGAGGUGCUUCCUCUGUGGGAAGGAGACGUUGACGGCGCUGACGUGGAUGCCGUUUUUGAUCUGUGGUGUGAGAAGGUGGUUGGGGUUUUGAAAGGUGGUGCUGUGGAUAACGGCGGUGACGAUGCCGGAGAAUGUGGCGUUUCGAGUUCCGAAGAGGAUUCUGAUGUGGAGAGUGAGGUGGAAUCGGAGAUUGUUGAUCUUGAGGACAUUGCUGGUAAAGCUCCUUCGAGGAAGUCGGUGGCUACGGGUGAGGAAACUAAUGGGAAAUUGAAUGGAACAAGAGAAAUGGUGACUCCGGUGAUUCGUGCGAAUUUAGAGAAGCAGGGAUAUAAAAUUAUUGGUUCACAUAGUGGUGUCAAGAUUUGUAGAUGGACCAAAUCGCAGCUUCGAGGUCGGGGUGGUUGCUACAAGCAUUCGUUCUAUGGAAUAGAGAGUCACAGGUGCAUGGAGGCAACCCCUAGCUUGGCAUGUGCAAAUAAAUGUGUUUUCUGUUGGAGGCAUCACACAAAUCCAGUAGGGAAAAGUUGGCAGUGGAAGAUUGACGAUCCAAUAGAGAUUGUAAAUUCUGCAAUAGACCUGCAUACAAAUAUGAUUAAACAAAUGAAAGGAGUUCCUGGAGUUACCUUGGAGCGAUUAACUGAAGGUCUCUCACCACGGCAUUGUGCAUUAUCCCUUGUUGGUGAACCAAUUAUGUAUCCAGAGAUAAAUUCACUUGUGGAUGAACUGCACAAAAGGAGGAUUUCUACUUUUUUAGUCACAAAUGCGCAAUUUCCAGAGAAAAUUCAGUUGCUGAAGCCUGUUACUCAGUUAUAUGUCAGUGUAGAUGCUGCAACAAAGGAUUCUUUGAAGGCAAUUGAUAGACCACUCUUUGGAGAUUUCUGGGAGCGAUUCAUUGGUUCCUUGACUUCUUUAAGAGAUAAACACCAGCGAACUGUAUACCGCCUGACCCUGGUGAAAGGUUGGAAUACUGAAGAUGUUGAUGCUUAUUCUAAGCUCUUCAGUUUAGGAGAACCUGACUUUGUUGAAAUCAAGGGAGUUACAUAUUGUGGCUCGUCUGCUACAUCAAAAUUGACAAUGGAAAAUGUCCCUUGGCAUACUGAUGUGAAAGCUUUCUCAGAAGCUCUUGCUUUGAAAAGUCAAGGGGAGUACGAAGUUGCAUGUGAGCAUGCUCACUCGUGCUGCGUGCUUUUAGCAAAAACUAAGAAAUUCAAAAUUGAUGGCAAGUGGUAUACAUGGAUAGACUAUGAAAAAUUCCAUGAUCUGGUGGCAUCUGGAAGAAAUUUUGACAGCAGAGAUUAUAUGACUGCCACACCAUCCUGGGCCGUCUAUGGAUCAGAGGAAGGAGGAUUUGAUCCAGGACACUUGAGAUAUAGGAAAGAGAGACAUCAUAAGUCAAGCCGCCGCAAUCAAUCAGGAUCAAAUUGAUGUCAACGUGAGAGCAAAGUGAUACUUU
This is a messenger RNA of Abrus precatorius (Indian licorice), 2153 nucleotides long. Its product is annotated as S-adenosyl-L-methionine-dependent tRNA 4-demethylwyosine synthase. Gene Ontology annotation, biological process: wybutosine biosynthetic process. The coding region runs from base 179 to 2125 and encodes 648 amino acids. Gene Ontology annotation, molecular function: 4 iron, 4 sulfur cluster binding; FMN binding; catalytic activity. Lineage: Eukaryota; Viridiplantae; Streptophyta; Magnoliopsida; Fabales; Fabaceae. The record is from RefSeq and is a predicted model, not a curated record. The transcript is spliced from 9 exons.